AUGGACGAGUUAACGUCUGCUUUCAUGGGAGGCCUGCCUGAGCUGUCUCAAGACAUAGCUUUUACAUAUAAAAGCGAAAUAAGAACAGUUCUUGCACUAAAAGAUGGGAGCAUCUUUCCCGGGGCUCAGCCCGUUUCUUUGGAGCCACGUCGCGGCCUUCCGGACAUCGUGAUUAACAGCUAUCUUCUUUGUGAAAAGACUGAUGGCACAAGGUUCCUUCUAUAUAUUCCUGUCGACUUCAACGAGCCAGACAUGACACUCGAUCUAACCACUUACACGACGGAGUCUGAUGGUUUGGUACUUCCACGGAGCUACUUCUUGAUAGACCGUGAGUACAAUUUUCACAAGGCUGAAGGGAUGAUAAAGAUACGGCCUCUUCUGAAGACCCUCAACCUUCCCGAGAGCUUUGCUUCUGAUGCUUACACCAUCCCAGAACAAAAGAAAAAGCUUCUUACUUUCUUCAAUUCGUUUACAGCCAUGUUCGACGGAGAGCUAGUUGGCGACUUCUCUAACGGCACAGUCCAAGAUCAUGCCCCAACCGAUAAGCCCAAUCAGCUCUGCUACUAUCUUUUCGACGCACUAUUCAUCAAUGGCACAUCUAUACUCAGUAAUAAUUUACGAGAAAGACUAGCGGUUGCAAAUGCCCUGCCAGAGUACUUUGUUCAUCGCAAAACAAACCAACUCCUAUUCAAAACAAAAACUUUCUACGAGAAGGAAAACGUUGUGGAUCUGUUUAAGCUUCUCAAUUUAUCAGGCCGCCACUCCAGACCACUCUUGCCCCACCACUCAGACGGCAUCAUCUUCACAGCCGUGAAUGAAGCCUAUCAACCUGGGACGUGUCAAUUUAUUCAGAAAUGGAAACCCUUGUACCAGAAUACAGUUGAUCUCCUUCUGCAGCCAGUCAAAAAGAAGAUGUAUGUGCUGAGUCCAGAGGAUUAUGGAGUCCUGGAGAAAGGAGCUACGUCGAAGCGCAACGGUGAGACAUUGGACAGCUCUAUCAUGGGAGCCAUCCAGCAGGUGAUUGGGAAGCUCUUGAAAGGGAAGCCAUCGGACGUGUUUAUAGGCAGGCUGUUUACUGCUGUAUCUGGUCUGCUAGACUCUACGCCAAUCGACGUUAUAUCGCUAGAAGAGAAGAAGUAUGAGAAUCUGGAUAAGCGAAACACUGAGGUUCAAAGAGAAAACAAACCAGGGCUCAUAAUAGAGUUCUUUUGGGAGCAAGACAAAGAAAUACUCACAUACACAGACGUUACAGACUAUCUCAAAGAAAGCUAUCCAGAGCUGCAGCAACUGUUUGGAUCCAUUGAGGUGAAGCGGACCCGUAAGGGUACGUGGGUCGGCCAAAAGUAUCGUCUUGAUAAGCUGCUCCCCAACGACAAGUAUGUCUAUGAGAGUGUCUGUCGCGCCUAUAACGAUCACGUUAGUGAGGCGGAUCUGAUUGCAAUCUUGCUGGGAACGAAGCCGCUACCACAAGGCGGCAUCAUAGGAAAAGUCAGCCCUUAUCUUCUUACCCGUGUCCACUGUCCUGGCUAUGAUUAA
Giardia duodenalis is the source of this 1536-nucleotide messenger RNA. RefSeq names its product mRNA capping enzyme alpha subunit. Gene Ontology annotation, molecular function: ATP binding; DNA ligase (ATP) activity; mRNA guanylyltransferase activity. Lineage: Eukaryota; Fornicata; Diplomonadida; Hexamitidae. The transcript has a single exon. Bases 1 to 1536 code for a protein of 511 amino acids. The record is from RefSeq and is a predicted model, not a curated record. Gene Ontology annotation, biological process: DNA recombination; DNA repair; 7-methylguanosine mRNA capping.